AGAGCAUGUGAGAUACACCUCCACUGCUAAGCACGUUCCUCAAGGAUGUGUCUGUAAUUAAGGCUACAUGCUGGAUCAGCUACUUCGAAAGUGUUUUUCAGGAGCCUGAAGCAUGUGAGAUAAAGUGGAUGAGUAACGUUAAGUGGAUGCCACAAUGGCUGCCAAACUGAGCUCUACAGAUGUGAAUGAGAAGAUCGAGGAUGGAAACACAGUUGACUCACUAACCACUGCUCUUAAUGCCCCCAUUACACCUGCCAACCCCGUUGCGGGUCAGACUGAAUCUUCUGCUGAAAACACCAUUUGUUUGGAGCAGACCCCCAAUGAGGACACUGUAUUAUCUUCAGCUGAGACAUCUGUGAAUGUAUUCCCAACUGAAACAAGAGCGUCUGUUGAAACCAACUUGCACAAUAACCCUAGAGGUGGACUGACUGGAGCAGAAUCCAUCUGUAGUCCGUCCUCUGUGGAGAAAAAGCAGCCAAAGCCUCUGUGUGCCCUGCUGCCAUCUUCUACUGAGGCCUGCACAGUCUGUGAAGCGAGUCAGUCAGUCACAACAAUCAGCAGGCAUCAAAAAAACCUCAAAACCACAGCGGUCAACUCUGAGCCAGAUGGUGAUGACCUUUGUGCUGCAGUCCUUUUGGCCUGUCUCUUCUGUCACCCUCUGGACUGCUUACUGGCCACAAUGAGAGGGUGUAAUGCAUGCAUUUGGUCACUGUGUUCAUCCCUGUGCGGCUGUGAGACCAGCACCCUACAGCCGCUGCUGGACAUCACCCACCACUGUGACCUCUGCGGGUGUCUGGGUGUUCGCUGCUUCCUGUGUGACUGUCCCAUCUGUGACAUCUGCCUACAGGCUACAGAGUGCCUGGACCUCGCUAUGGAAAUCUCUCAGAUGCUUUAUCACUAACAAUGGCCUCCAGCAAAUAACAACACACACAGACAGGAACCAAUGGGAAUCUUUUAUUUGAUAAAUUCUUCUGAAAGCCAACUUGUAGGGACAAGACAAAUGCUACCAGUUUAACAGUCCAUGUUCGCACGCAAAUAUAAGUGAGGGUAAGACACGGUUACAAUAUUGUGCAUGAGUGGAAAAAGCUGACUGAAGGUAAUCAGUCUUAUGGGAGUAUGAGCAAUGCAAUCAGAAGCACUGAGCUAAGGGGUUGAGCUGCUUUAAAAACAAAGUAGGUUAAGUUCUGAAUGUACAGGAGAGCACACCUUCAAAAACACUGUAACCACAGACACGUGGAGAUGCUUUUGGCUGUUUUCACUAAUUCUGGUUUCAUGUUACCACAGCACUGUU
This is a messenger RNA of Scatophagus argus, 1291 nucleotides long. RefSeq lists its product as uncharacterized. The transcript is spliced from 5 exons. NCBI's taxonomy places the organism in Eukaryota, Metazoa, Chordata, Actinopteri, Scatophagidae. The record is from RefSeq and is a predicted model, not a curated record. Bases 155 to 901 code for a protein of 248 amino acids.